AUGACAGACUACGUUGAUAUCACCGGAGUGACCGAGGGACGCAAUGGCCCCGCAGUCCCACUACGUACAGAGAUCAAUGAGUUCAUCCAGAACAAGGAUAUGCUCAAUAUCUAUCUUCUCGGAUUGCAGCGCAUGCAGAGUCUCCCAAAGACCGAUAAGCUCUCCUGGUUCCAGAUUGGUGGUAUCCAUGGACGUCCCUACGCAGCUUGGGAUAGUGUUUCAGGUAUUUCUGGUAACAACAGUGGGUAUUGCACACAUUCGAGUAUCCUGUUUCCAACCUGGCAUAGACCAUAUGUUGCUCUGUAUGAGCAAGCACUCUUCGCAAAUUGCAAGGCAGCCGUUCAGGCAUUCCCCGAGGGCCCAGCCAAGACCAAAUACAUGCGUCUCGUUCCAUCUUUCCGCAUUCCCUAUUGGGAUUUUGCUGCAAACCAAAAGCUGCCAGAUAUUGUCCUUAGACAGGAAAAAGUUACUGUCGAAACCCCCACCGGGACAAAAACAAUCAACAAUCCCCUCUACAGUUAUAACUUUGGCACCAUUGAUAGGAGAGAAUUUCCCGAACGCCAAUACUAUACUUGGCCUGCCACUCUUCGCCAGCCGCUGAUCAGAGGUCGGGCUCCAGCUGCCACCGAUAAGAGCAACCCAGACCAGGUUCAGAGAGGUUUGGACAGCAAUUUCAAGAAUAUCCGUGAUCGGAUGUAUGCUCUUCUGACACAGAAUGGCUAUAAGGACUAUAAGGCCUUCUCCAAUGAUGGCUGGGUACGAAACGGCCGUGCAGACGACUAUGACUCCUUGGAAUCCAUUCAUAACAUAAUCCAUGGUAUAACCGGAGGAGAUGGUCACAUGGGCCACCCCGGAUACGCUGCUUUUGAUCCCAUUUUCUGGCUUCACCACUGCAAUGUCGAUCGUAUCUUUGCUCUCUGGCAGGUAUUGAACCCCAACAGCUACGUGACAGAUCAAACAGCCCAAUUCUCUACCUUCUGGUCAAAUGGGAGCCAACAAAGUAACAACCCUACUGUUGAGGGUGUCAACACAGGACUUCUCCCAUUCCACAAGAACGACCGCGAAUACUACACUUCGCAAACAUGCCGAGAGUUGAAGCAAUUUGGCAGUACUUACCCCGAACUCAUCGACUGGGGUGUCGUCGGUCCGACUCAAGUCAAACAAAAUGUUGUAGCAGCUGUCACACGAUUGUAUGGUACACAAGCUCCUGCAGGAAGAAUUGCAGGCAGUAGUUCAGGCACUGGUAUCAUCGCCGCUGCUAUCGCACCUUUUAAGGCUAUGGCUCAGCAAACCGUCGGGAUUCCCCAAACCGAUGGACCUGGGGACGAGGACCAUGCAGGCCACAAACAUGCCGAAGUCCACAAGUCUGAUACCAAAAAGCCCUUUGUUCCUGUAGCUCAGGGCGGUCAUCCGAGCCUCCUUGAGGACAAUCACUAUCACGAGUACUUCGCCGAUAUUCGUGUAGAUAAAUAUUGUCUUGGCGGGUCCUUUAAUGUCCAUGUCUUCAUGGGUGAUUUCAAUACCGACCCGGUAGCUCGUAUGUUGGACAGAAACUUGGUCGGCACUUUCAACGUCUUUGCCAACGACAGUGAUAACACCGGCUGCGGUAAAUGCAAGCAGAACGCAGAAGAAGGGUUGAUUGUUACGGCGUCUAUCCCACUUACCGGAGCGCUGCUGGACCGUAUUCCAGAUAAUUCUAUUCCGGAGUUACAGUCGCUAGAACCCGAUAUCGUUGUUCCGUUCUUGAACAAGAAGCUUCAUUGGAGAGUCAAUAGGCUUGACGGUACAGCUGUUCACCGUGAAGAAGUUCCAAGCCUAAAGGUUGCCAUUGCUACAGCCAUUGUCGAUCUUCCGGACCACGAGAACGACUUCCCAACAUAUCGUGCCUGGAGGCCACUUUACGAUGUCACCCGCGGACGCACCUGUGGUAUCGUUGAAGGCGAUGACUUGUAA
Molecule: messenger RNA, 1953 nt
Organism: Morchella sextelata
Lineage: Eukaryota; Fungi; Ascomycota; Pezizomycetes; Pezizales; Morchellaceae
Exons: 7
Coding region: 1-1953 (650 amino acids)
Molecular function (GO): oxidoreductase activity
Source: RefSeq, a predicted model, not a curated record